Molecule: messenger RNA, 957 nt
Organism: Phaeoacremonium minimum UCRPA7
Lineage: Eukaryota; Fungi; Ascomycota; Sordariomycetes; Togniniales; Togniniaceae
Product: putative shwachman-bodian-diamond syndrome protein
Exons: 1
Coding region: 1-957 (318 amino acids)
Biological process (GO): ribosome biogenesis; cytosolic ribosome assembly
Source: RefSeq, a predicted model, not a curated record
AUGUCGCGCCAGAUCAACCAGCCCUCGAACCAGAUCAAGCUGACCAACGUGUCGUUGGUGCGGCUCAAGAAGGGCAAGAAGCGCUUCGAGAUCGCCUGCUACAAGAACAAGGUGCUUGAGUGGCGGUCCGGCAUCGAGACAGACCUGGACAACGUCCUGCAGAUCCCCAACGUCUUCCUGAAUGUAUCCAAGGGGCAGACGGCUCCGCACGCCGACUUGGUCAAGGCUUUUGGCAAGGAUGUACCUGUCAACGAUAUCAUUCUCGAGAUCCUCAACAAAGGCGAGAUACAAGUCGGAGAAAAAGAACGGGCGGCACAGUUGGAACGGGUGCACAAUGAAGUGAUCGGUAUCGUCGCGAGUAAACUGGUGGACCCUAGGACAAAACGAGUCUACACGACGGGCAUGAUCGAAAAGGCGCUUGAUAUGCUGAGCUCGCAGGCGCAUCACGCACAGAACGACAAGGACGGCAACAAGAGCACUACUGGAAGUGGUACAGGGACGCCCGCGACGGGUGAUAGUGGUGAAGCGAAGCCGCGGCCGGUCAAGGAACAUGUCUGGACCGGUGUGGUCACCACGAAGAGCGCAAAGAGCCAGGCGUUGGAGGCUAUGAAGGCCCUUAUUGCGAACCAGCCGAUACCUGUCACAAGAGCACGGAUGAGGCUACGCAUUACAUGUUCGACCAACGUGCUCAAGCAGGCGGUGAAAGCCCCAGCGGCUGCCAAGGGACAGAAAGGCGAGGACGAUGACGGAGAGAAGAAAACACCAGGCACUGUCAAAGACAAGAUUCUAAGCUAUAUCGAGCAGGUUGAUACUCAGGAUGUUCUGGGGUCAGAGUGGGAAGUAGUUGGCUUCGUGGAACCCGGAGCCUUUAAAGGUCUCUCGGAUUUCAUUGGCAAUGAAACCAAAGGCCAGGGAAGAGUAGAGGUUCUCGAUAUGGCUGUUACUCAUGAAGAUUAA